Messenger RNA from Linnemannia hyalina, 1842 nucleotides. The record is from the annotation of a GenBank genome assembly. Lineage: Eukaryota; Fungi; Mortierellomycota; Mortierellomycetes; Mortierellales; Mortierellaceae.
AUGCCUCCAAAACAAAAGCAAGAAGGUGACCGUAAAGGAAAGAGCCGAUUGUUGUCAUCCGAAACAUCGGUCGUCUCGAUUGUGCUUGAGCAACCCAUCCAAGACUCAACCAUCGCCUCUGGAUUCUCUAUCGAAGAGUCGUCUACUCCUGAGCGAAUUGCUCAAGGCUCUUCAACUACAUUGACGCCGUCAUCGUCACCUACUUCGAAAAUCCCCACUGUUGUUUCGACUCUCACCUCUAGAGCGUCUACGACCCCUGUCAACAUUACCGCGACCAGUGCAGCCUCCUCCUCCUCCUCUCCCUCAACUCACAAGCCUCAUGUUCGUUCUAAAAAAGUCCUCAAACCUAUUGCCUCAUCUACACCUCCUACCACUACCACAACAGUCACCACCACAAACAAUGACCCUCCCUCCACGCCUCCCGAACAACCAGCCUCACCCCACAUCCUCCUGAACCCACCUCCAACUCUAUCGCAAGUCCGAAGCCGCCGUCGAAAGAAUACCCGCGACAAGAGUUCGACCGCCACCACUUCAAAUCGCGCUUCGUCGUCGUCGUCCGCCUUCGCGAAUGGUUCUGAGAGAGUAGAGGUGAAACAGGGAAGGAUAUGUCCGAGUCUGAGGAACCACCCGGCUCUGCGCAGGAUCUUGGGGGAAGAGAUGCCUCAUCUUGUUCCUCCUCCUCCUCUUCUUCCGGCCUCCGGUGUUGGCGGUUGGGGCGAGGUCUUGAAAAAAGAAAGGGCAACAGAAACAGACGAUGAAAUGGGGACAGCGACAGCGACAGGGACAGGGACAGCGACAGGGACUGACGCGAGUUCCUCUGCGACGAACUCUGCAGCAGGACGCAGGCGGUCACGGUUUGAGACCUGGGAGGAGCAAGACGAGAACGAGGAUGAUGGUGAUGAUGAUGGAUAUGAUGAAGGAACUGAGGACCACGAUACAGGAACUGGGGGCCACGAAGAAUCAUCUACUUCUGCCUCUGUUACUCUGUCGGCUUCAAAUUUGACUUACACCACCUACACGUUCUACCUCCCACCAAGAGUAGAUCCAGCUUAUCCUCAUGGCUUCUCUGGGCUCAUUUCCGUCCCAACCCCAAAUACCACCACAGCUGCCACUUCUACUACCACUGCCAACGCUACCGAGGCUACCGCUGAUGGAGCUACCUCGACGGAUCCGACAUCUAAAACCUCUCCUUCUUCAAUCACAACAAACACCACAUCUUCUGCGUCAGGAUCAGAUGACAGUUCAGAGCCGGAGCAAAGCACCGAUCAGAGCCAGGGUCCACCAGCAUCGUUGACAAAUCCAAAGGCGACUGCGCAUGGAGCACUAGCUGGCCUUGUGGCUGCGAUCAGCCAGUACUUUCUUUUAAGCGAUUCAUCAUUAUCAUCGACAGGACUCUUGAUUGGGGAUACAUUUGUAGAAUCUCCUUCAGACGCACGCCUUCGCCAAACGCAGUUGACUACUGCUGUCGGAUCCGGAUCGUGUAACGAGACGACAGCUUUCUUUACGACUCCGAGUGUCACUUUGCCAGUGUCAACCCGACCGAGUGUCAUUGGAGGUGAGGGUGGAGACCUUACCUCUGCAACUGCCUAUAGUGAACGUGAAGCCCAGAGGCAACAGCAAGAUCGACAACGGAAUUUGCCUCAGGAACUUCGAUUGAGCAUGACCUUUCAAGUCGAGCAGCGCGCAGAUCAACGUCGACAUGUUGUCCUGAAAGAAAUUGAGGUACUGCCUGUGCUCAGGGGCCAGUCGGGCUCCCCGGCCACGUUACCGCCUUCUUCUUCGUCUCAGUCACCUGUCAGUGUACGCGGUCAUCGCAUGAAGCGCCAACAUUCACGCGACUAA